UCAUUUUACAUGGUAAAAUUGCUGCACUUCUUCUCCAUCGCCACUCAACAAAUGCAGAAGUUUUAACAAUGGACGCAUCUCGCUUGUAUAAAUCCUCCAACGAACUCGCUCACGACCUUUAUACAAUCCCUAGUUACACCAGUUGGUUUUCUUGGCAAAGCAUACAUGAGGUGGAAAGGUUGUCAUUGCGAGAAUUCUUCGAUGGCAGUUCGGUUACAAGGACACCCAGAAUCUACAAAGAGUACAGGGACUACAUGAUUACCUCAUACCGUGAGGAUCCGACUCGAAGGCUUUCGUUUUCCGAUAUCCGGAAGUCGUUGGUGGGUGAUAUAAGUGUGCUACACAAGGUUUUUACCUUUUUGGAGAAGUGGGGUUUGAUUAAUUUUGACCCUAGUAAUGCUGAAACGCCGGCUGCUAUUCAUGCUCCAGCGGAAGAGGAUAAGGAGGAUGAGAAGUGGAGGAUUAGGGUUGAAGAAGGGACCCCACAUGGGGUUAGGGUUGUGGCAGCUCCUCAUUCUUUGAAACCCCUUGCACCGGUUCCGUCACCGGUUAUCACAGGGCACAGAGGUGCUGGAAAGGGGAGGGGUGGUGUUACGGUGGAUAAUAUACCAAAGUUUUCGCCUAUGGCAUCGUAUUUAGAUGUUUAUGGGGAGUUGGUGGGGCAGCAGAAGGAGGAAAGUGUAGUCUGUCUGAGUUGUAAAGAACUGUGUGCUUCGGGUCAUUAUGAGUACAGCAAGGAUGCGAGCUCGAAUUUAUGCGAGAAGUGUUUUAAAAGUGGUAAUUAUGACAAAAACAAAUUUGCAGAUGAAUUCAAGCCCAUAGAUGGUGCGAACCCUAAAGCCAACUGGACCGAAGCCGAAACUUUACUCCUAUUAGAAUCUGUACUGAAGCAUGGUGAUGACUGGGAUCUUGUCACUCAAAAUGUCAAAACGAAGAGUAAGCUGGAUUGUAUCUCCAAGCUUAUACAGUUGCCAUUUGGGGAUCUUAUGCUUGGCUCUAUUCAUAAAAAGUUUAAUCUUUUGGACAAGAAUUGUGAGGUAAGGGGCGUGAAUCAAGCUCAACCUGCAAUAAGUGAGUCUCGAGAAACUCCUGGAAAUCAAUCUCAUGAGCAGAACCAGGAGCGUCAACAGAAUGGAAAUGCUGAAUGCGGAACCCCUCCCCUCAAGAAAAUACGCAGGGCUCCAGUUUCAGAAGACAGUAGUUUCCUGAUGAAACAGGUAGCUCACAUUUCUGGUGCUGUUGGUCCACAUAUCGCAGCAUCUGCAGCUGAGGCUGCUGUUACAGCCCUUUGCUAUGAGAAUCAGUGUUCAACAGACAUUUUUGAUGGAGAUGAUAAUGGAUUGGGAUCAAUUGCUGAUAUCAGCGAGACAGAGAGGACAAGUCAAGUUGUAGGUGCUGAAGGGGAAGAAAAGCAUGUCAGAUCAGAAACAGAAGUGGAAGUCUCUCAGAGGAACAGUAUAUCACUAACUUUACGUACGAGGGCCGCAACUGCUACUGCUAUAGGUGCUGCUGCUGCUCAUGCCAAAUUGUUGGCCAGUCAAGAAGAGAGAGAAAUAGAAUAUCUGGUUUCUACUUUGGUUGAAGCACAGGUGAAGAAGUUGAAACGCAAAAUGAAACAUGUUGAAGCUCUGAACCUGAUGAUGGAGAAGCAGCAUGGCCAAAUGAAGGAUCUAGAAGAGUCUUUAGUUACGGAGAGAAUGGACAUCUUGCAGAAGAUAUUUAGUUCCGGGGUAUCUAGAUGGAGGGAUCAUGCUUCGGUUAAAUCUCAAAGCAGCACCAGCAGCAUAUAACUUGACGUUUCUUGAAUUGCAUAUACAGUGUUGUUAUAGAGAAAACUCACCAUUAGUUUGCUUCUUCAGAUAUUCUCCUGAGUCCUGAUGAUGAUUGUCAACAUGUGCUGACCUGGUUUAUACUUCAGGUGCUUACUUUUGCUGUUAAGUUGGAUGCUAUGUUGCUCGGUCUCUUCAAAAAGUGCAACAGGUGCGUGUCAGGUUCUUCAAAAGUAGUGCAUUUUUGGAGAGCCCGACACGGGUGUGGCAUCAAAAGUGAAGAGUCCGCGCAACUAAAGUUGAAUUGCACUCCUUUUUCGUAACUUCAUUAUUAACUAUAAAUUUCACAAUAACUACUUUAUACCGUUUCCUUGUUACUUA
Messenger RNA from Solanum pennellii, 2150 nucleotides. Its product is annotated as SWI/SNF complex subunit SWI3A. Lineage: Eukaryota; Viridiplantae; Streptophyta; Magnoliopsida; Solanales; Solanaceae. The transcript is spliced from 7 exons. Gene Ontology annotation, molecular function: protein binding. The coding region runs from base 69 to 1790 and encodes 573 amino acids. The record is from RefSeq and is a predicted model, not a curated record.